CAUCGGGGAUAAUCUUUUAAAUAUCGAAAUCUCGGCGAAAUUCUUCUUGUAAGUUUUUAGGGCAUCUCUGAGGAAUUAUGACUGAAGUGCAUAAUUUUGGGCUCGAUAUCAUCACUUGUCAUGCGUGGAACAAGGACAGGACUGAAGUGGCGGUUUGUCCAAAUAGCAAUCAGGUUCAUGUGUACAAACGCUCGAGUACGGGAUGGAAACAAACAGAGGUGCUUGAGGCUCAUGAUAUGAAUGUUAUGUGCCUAGACUGGGCACCAAAAACCAACAGGAUUGUUACUUGUGGAGCUGAUAAAAAUGCUUACGUCUGGAAUCAGGAUGAGAAAGGAAAGUGGAUACCUGCCUGGGUCGUUCUGAGGAUGACAAGGGCUGCUGUUUGUGUCAAAUGGUCACCACUAGAGAACAAAUUUGCUGUGGGCUCGGGCGACAGAAUGAUAUCAGUCAGUUACUUCGUGUCAGAGAACAACUGGUGGCUGUCCAAGCACAUUAAACGACCGAUAAGGUCCACUGUAACGGCCAUAGAUUGGCAUCCUGAUAAUAAAGUUUUAGUAUCAGGUUCCUCCGACUACAAAGUCCGGGUUUUUGGUGCUUAUGUUAAAGAUAUGGAAGAUGCACCGGGCAUUGGACCCUGGGGGGCCAAGUCUACUCUGGGCACUUUGUUGGCUGAAUUUCCAAAUUCUACUAAUGGAGUACUCUUAAAUUUUCCUUUUCCAGGCGGUUGGGUUCACGCUGUUGCAUUCAGCCCAUGUGGAAAUAAAAUCUGCUGGGUUGCUCACAAUUCCUCGAUUUGCGUCGCCGAUGCAACCAAAGGAAACGCCGUUAUGAGACUUUAUACUGAGCAUUUACCAUUCUUAAGUUGUGUCUGGGUUGGGCCCAAUUCUAUAGUUGCUGCUGGUCAUAGUUGCAUGCCAAUGCUGUACUCACUAGACGCAAAUGGCCAAUUACACUUCGUAUCGAAGCUGGAUAAUUCACAAAAGAAGGAAGCGGCUGGAAUAUCUGCGAUGAGAAAAUUCCAGUCGUUGGAUCGUCAAGCGAGAACUGAAAAUAAUGAUAGGGCACUCGAUAGUAUUCAUCAGAAUACAAUUAAUUGCGUGAGAAGAGUCUCUAAUAAUGAGUUCAGCACCAGUGGACUCGACGGCCAACUCGUUGUUUGGGAUUUGAAGUCACUAGAGAAUUCCAUGAGUGGUCUUAAAAUCGUGUAACCUCGUUGAUUCUUUUUUAAAUAUCAUGGAAAUGAAAGAUACAUCGACACGAUAAUGUAAAAAUGAAACAGGAGAAGGCACAUGUUGAAGAAAUAAAGAAAAUAAAAUAACUGAUGGAAAUCA
Molecule: messenger RNA, 1331 nt
Organism: Diachasmimorpha longicaudata
Lineage: Eukaryota; Metazoa; Arthropoda; Insecta; Hymenoptera; Braconidae
Gene: Arpc1
Product: actin-related protein 2/3 complex subunit 1A-A
Exons: 6
Coding region: 78-1208 (376 amino acids)
Biological process (GO): Arp2/3 complex-mediated actin nucleation
Cellular component (GO): actin cytoskeleton; Arp2/3 protein complex
Molecular function (GO): actin filament binding
Source: RefSeq, a predicted model, not a curated record